GGUAGUGAGCGAGGUGUCCUAUGUCCCACCGGUAUUUGAACGCAUCACACACUUUUUCGAAGAAAAGUGAGACUUUACCUGCAUAAGAUUCACAUAAGUUUGCUUUUUUCACAAUGUAGAAAUUUGAUGUUUAAAGUUAAUAUGAUGGUUUUCAUACAGAAGAGGGUUUUAAAAUAAGUUUCAUUUGAGUUGGGCCAGGUUUGUGGAGCUCGGGGGGGUUUCAUGGUGGUAGUUACUGGUUUGUUUUUGGCACCAGAAGUCUCCACAAACUCAAAAUGUCUCGAUCCGAAAAGGCAGAAAACGGGGAACAACCGACGUUCAACUCGGAUCUCGAACUAAACGGAACAAUAGUGAAUCCAAAAGCGGUUUGUAAAGUGUGUAAACGCCUGUACCGGGACCCUAAAAUCCUCCCCUGUCUGCACACCUUCUGCUCGGACUGUAUCGGCCAGCUGGAGCCCUUCUCGGUGUCCUCCUCGCGCCGGGACUCUCCGGAGGUCAGGACGGUUGUGGAAGAGGACCGACCCGCCGUCACCGUCACGGUCCUCUGUCCGCAGUGUGACUCCGAGGUGGACCUCCCCCCGUCCGGACCUCAGGGGCUGAGCACCGACCACCUUGCUCUGGAUGAAGUGUUCCUGGAGACCCUGUUGACGAACGGCCCGCUGGGAUGCGACCUUUGCGGGGAAGGGAGCGCCGAGAGCCGCUGCGAGGUCUGCAGCGUCAACCUGUGCGAGUUCUGCUGCCAGGCACACAGGCGUCAGAAGCGAACAGCAUCUCACUCCGUACAGCGUCUGGAGGAGCUCAAGUCUCGGGGUCGUCUGUGCCGUCCCGUCCUCUGCCCGCUCCACCCGGGCCAGGAGCUCCGGCUCUUCUGUCAGCCCUGCGACCUGCCUGUCUGCCUGGAGUGCUCAGCGACGCUGCACCGUGACCACCGCUGCACCCCCACCAGCGAUGUCAUCGAUCGCCACGGAGACCGCAUCCGAGAGCUGGUCGCUGUGCGCCUUCGACCUCGUCUGGAGCUUCUCAAGGACUCGCUGCAGAAUGUGGACAUAUCCCAGGAGGCUUUGCAGGCACGGGUGGAUGCAACAGCAAGCGAAGUAAGGACGUUUGCGCGAGCCUACGCCAGCGCUGUGGAGGCUCACUGCCUGUCUCUGCUGCGCCGCCUGGAGGAGCUCCGUGUGCAGCGCAGGAACCAGCUCCACCUGCAGAGGGCUCAGCUUCAGCAGGCUCUGCUGGACGUCGGCGGUGGCGUUGAGUUCGCGGAGCGUCUCCUGAGCUGCGGCUCAGACGCUGAGAUCCUCAGCGCCAAAGGAGUGACCCUGAGGAGACUCACUAGCCUGGCAGAGGGCAGCUACAACCCCCAUCCGGCAGCUUUCACCCCCGAUGACAGCGGCAGCAUCAGCUUCCUGCCCGGGGAGCCGGCGGGGGAGGUGGAGGGCUACCCGGUGGUGGGAGUGAUCAACUCUAAGACGAUGGACCUCAGCAAGUGCACCGUCGACGGCGAAGGUGUACAGAGGGCAGAGGAGGGGCAGCCGGGUUACUUCACCCUGGUGUGCAGAGACUCGGCAGGGGAGCAGGUGUCACGAGGGGGCGAGAACGUCCUGGUCAGCAUUGUUCACAAGGAGAAGAAGAACAGCAAGUUGGAGACGUCAGUGGUUGACAACAGUAAUGGAUCGUACCGUGUCUCUUACACACCUAAAGAGCAAGGAGUCUACUCAGUGUGGGUUUGUGUCAAAGCCCAACAUGUCAAGGGUUCUCCGUUUACUCUGACUGUGAAGAGGAAGCUGAGGCGUCACAGCGGGACGUUUCACUGCUGCUCCUUCUGCUCCAGCGGAGGAGCCAAAGAGGCUCGCUGUGGCUGCCCAGGAACCAUGCCAGGAGGAUUUAAAGGCUGCGGUCACGGUCACAAAGGACACCCCGGGAAGCCCCACUGGUCUUGUUGCGGCAGCACCACGGAGGAGUCUGAGUGUUUGCCUGAGAGUGUGUUGGCUGCAGUUUCACCUCGUGGUCACUUACGGACCGUGGAACUGUGAAGGGGACACACAGGUGAGACCUGUCGUGAUGAGGCAAGUUAAUAACAGACGGCAGCAACAAAAAGGUUAGAGCAACAGCUAAAGGUUUGGGGUAUAAAUCUCAGGCAGACAUGGAAACUGAAGCUCUGAGGACACAGGGACUGAAGCAGGACAUCGAAGUCUCUGUGUGAGACUGGCUGGUAACCGAUAGAUGAAGUCUUUUUACCAUUAUGGACUAUGGACACCAAAUUCAAACACCUAAAUGCUUGAAUUAUUUGGACCAUUUACCCUUGGUUUUAAAAUGUGUUUGGUUAUCUUUAUACAAGUAGACAACUCAGAUUCCCCUGUUCACACCUGUUUCUAUAACCUAAGAGUGACAGACACUUAAGUUUGGAUUUUGCUACUUCCUACAUCACCUCUACUGGAAGGUAAAGGCCUCAGCUCAUAGUUUACAGUAUAGUAUCGUCAGUCCUUCAGCAAAGAAAUUAUCAUUUUGAGAACUAAAAUACACGUGCCGGUUAUUCAGGGUCCUGAGAUAGGAGGACAUAGUCUUUGUUUUUCGGUUGAUGUCAUUCCUACAUGUGGAAGUCCAAAGACGUAUUUUAAAACCAAGCAUAAACUUGUUGUGAAGUGCCUUUUAACAAAGGAGGCAGAGAAGAAGAGAGAGUGGCAGGAGUAAUAAAAUACAUACUCCUACACAGCUGCAUGUUUCUCCUUCUGAAUAAAAUGUGUUAAAAUCCGCUUUAGGGCACCUUGAAGAAGAGACAUUUUUCAAGUUUUACACAAUAUUCUCUCUUUAAAGGGGACAUAUUUAACCCCUUUCCACCUUUUCAAACAGUCCCCUGUGGUCUAAAUGAAACAUCUGUGCUGUGCUUUGGUCAAAAUAUAACAUGAAUCAAGCACCAGAGGAGGUUUGUGACCCUGUAUAAACCAGCUCUCUCAGAACGCUCCGUUUUGGUGUGUGUGUCUCUUUAAAUGCAGUGAGCCCCCCCCCCCUGAGUUUUCCCCGUAGCUAUCACCUCUGUAGCGAGAAUUAAAGAUGGCGGACUUGUGCAAAAGUUUUGUUCUAGGUUGGGGGUGGAGUCCGUGGGUGGAGAUACCAGGGGAGGGGAGGGGAGGGUGUUUUUUCUUACCAGAAUCCCACUUUGAUGUCACAAGGAGAGCAAAUUUGUAACGGAGCAUUUUUCUCUGUGUCCUAAGACUUAUGCAGACCACAAACAAAAGACUGGAUGGAUUUAUUUCACAUUUUGUGGGUCAGUAGACACUCAGGAUACCCAAAUAUAUGUUCAAAAACACUGUAAGAGUGGAUUUUUCCUAAUAUGUCCCCUUUAAUAUUUUGCCGUUUUUAUACAUUAAAUCAAAAAGAAGUGCCUCAAAUACAAUAAUGAUGCUGAAACUUGUGAACAAUAAAAUUAUCAUCUGCACUGAUCGUUGUAUAUUUUAAAAUCCACCAAUCAUACCUUUUGUUUUACUUCGUGUUAUUACUUUUUUAUUAUUAUUAUUAAUUUAUAUUAACAAGUAACGUCAACUUGAUAGUUAUUGUCUUGUAAAGAAGUUUAUAACUUCUAAUACUAAUACUUUACUAAUGAAAAUAACCACAUGCUAACAAAUAAAAACAGAAUAUUUACUGCUAUUUUCAUGGUGCUAUCUAUGUGAAGAUACAGUUUGUUUAAAAAAAAAAAAAUAAGAAUAGAAAGGUGAGCACAUACAAUGAUUUCUACUUAUGAUUAAUUCUUUAAGGCAGUCCGGAGCUGGUAAACAGCUUUCAAUGUAGCUUUCAUUUCCACUGGAUUAUUCAAAGACUGUUCAUAAUGAUAAAUAUGUUGUUGUUUUUUGUAAACCAUAAUAUUUUGUCCCUCACGCUUGGUAACAGUUUUGACUUAGAAACACAAAUGUAAAUGAGCUGUUGAAUGCCUUUGUGUAUUUUUUUGUAAGAUGAUAGUAAAAUAGAACUAUGCAAAUACUUGACAUUACGACAAAUCUCAUUCUUUUGUGUUGAAUUUCGUACAUCCAUCAAUUCAUCCGAGUGUGUACUCGUGCUAUGUUUUAUUAUCUUACUGAACUGUUACGCCUGUACAAUCAAAAUAAACACACUCAUUUCACAUAGCCUGCCGUUAUGUGUUUUGUCGUAUUUCUGAAUAGACUUUAUUCCUGCUAAGUAAUUAUGAAAUAAAGAAAAAAGAAUAUUCCACUAACUGCAAUAA
Labrus mixtus (cuckoo wrasse) is the source of this 4213-nucleotide messenger RNA. It is a transcript of the gene trim45, whose product is annotated as tripartite motif containing 45. Gene Ontology annotation, biological process: positive regulation of DNA-templated transcription. The record is from RefSeq and is a predicted model, not a curated record. Bases 276 to 2030 code for a protein of 584 amino acids. The transcript has 8 exons. NCBI's taxonomy places the organism in Eukaryota, Metazoa, Chordata, Actinopteri, Labriformes, Labridae. Gene Ontology annotation, molecular function: ubiquitin-protein transferase activity; zinc ion binding; protein binding. Gene Ontology annotation, cellular component: nucleoplasm; chromatin.